Corticium candelabrum is the source of this 1041-nucleotide messenger RNA. RefSeq lists its product as uncharacterized. The record is from RefSeq and is a predicted model, not a curated record. The coding region runs from base 38 to 988 and encodes 316 amino acids. Lineage: Eukaryota; Metazoa; Porifera; Homoscleromorpha; Homosclerophorida; Plakinidae. Gene Ontology annotation, biological process: peptidyl-threonine dephosphorylation. The transcript has 3 exons. Gene Ontology annotation, molecular function: protein serine/threonine phosphatase activity.
UGCGCAGUUGAGCUGACGGUUUCGUUGAUGUUUGAACAUGUCGCACAGGAAAGAAAGAAAAAAAGUGCAAGUGAUUUCAAAACGAACAUCAGAAGGAAUUUGUGGCGUUCAAUGCAGCUAUGGUGUAUCAAGACUCCAAGGCAAGAGGCCAAGUAUGGAAGACAGAACUCUUAUUUUGCCAAUGGUUACUUCGAGCAUGGCAGUGUUUGGUGUAUUUGAUGGACAUGAUGGAGCUCAAGCUGCCGAAUUUACUAUCAGAAAACUAACAUUAGUUUUUGAAGAUUUGCUCUCUGAAGUGUGGUCAGGCCCAGAGGAAUUGUUCAAGAGGUUGAUGGAGGAAAUUGACAAUAAAUUUUGUGCAGUUGCUGUGUCUAAACGUAUCUACAGUGGUACAACAGCGCUCAUUACAGUCAUUGUGCAGGCAGAGAAUGGAGAUAGGAGACUUGUUGUUUCCAAUGUUGGAGACAGUCGUGCAUUUCUGUGUGUUCAAGGAAAAGCUAAAUCUGUGUCAAUUUGUCAUAAGCCAGAGAUGGAAGUUGGUAGGAUUACUGAUGCUGGGGGAUGGUUAUGUGAGGAAAGGGAGAUGACGCAGCUAGGGGAAUGUGUUACGUGGCGGCUAAAUGGUGGAUUGUCACUGUCGAGAGCUAUUGGUGAUGUAGAGUACAAGAGAUUGAAGAAUGUGUAUGCAAAAAGUGCGGGAUGUGAUUGGGACUUUCCCUCUGGUCAUAGCAAGAAUUUUGCUGCCGAUCUUGUUAUUGCAGAACCAGAUGUGUAUGUACAUGAUGUAAGUCCAAAGGAUGAGUUCAUUAUCUUAGCAUCUGAUGGACUAUGGGAUGUAAUAGAUGGAGAAAGAGCAGUAAUGCAAGCAUGCUCUAUGCUACAUGAUGGUUGCAGUGCUCAGAUUAUAGCUGAGAGACUGGCAGAGGAAGCGAUAACAUUAGGAUCAUUGGACAACGUGACUGUGCUAAUUGUAAUGUUUUGGCAAUGAAACAAAAACAUGAAUGGCGGGAAGAUUGCAUAUGUUCUCACAUUUUGAAACAA